Lingula anatina is the source of this 4483-nucleotide messenger RNA. RefSeq names its product synaptotagmin-1. Gene Ontology annotation, cellular component: dense core granule; plasma membrane; axon. The record is from RefSeq and is a predicted model, not a curated record. Lineage: Eukaryota; Metazoa; Brachiopoda; Lingulata; Lingulida; Lingulidae. Gene Ontology annotation, molecular function: clathrin binding; phosphatidylserine binding; SNARE binding. Gene Ontology annotation, biological process: synaptic vesicle endocytosis; calcium ion-regulated exocytosis of neurotransmitter.
UGCGGAGUCAUUGGAAUUGUUCUGUAAUUGUUCUCAGUUUUAAGGCCAGGAUAUUACCAGAUCCUCUUGCCUUCUGCCACUAUGGUUAUUGAAUUAUUAAUGCUGUUCUCUGCAUAAUUACCCACAAUGCCAUAGGAGAUAUUGAUUUGCUCAAUCUGUCGAUCAAUGCAGAAGAAAAUUGCAGCUUCAAAGUAGAAGACCAAUAAGUGGAAUAUACUGACAGCUUCUUAUUUACCAUGGAAGAGGACUGAUAAAACAACUCAAGUUUUAUGGGCAGAUAUUAGGGAAAUUACUAAGGACUACUCUAGGAUAUAUUUUCCAUAUUUUAAAGAGGAUUGUUUCGGUGGUUUGAAGGUAAAAGUCCUCAGCUACCAUUUAUAUCAUGAACAUGGAGGCAGUUGGAGCUCGCCUACGGCGGGCCAUACAGUCAACAACCCAAGCUGUGGUAGAUGAGGUAUCUGGGUCAGGGUCAGGAGAUGAGGCUGGUCCUACACCAACUGCAGGACCCAAGGACCUGAAAGACAAACUGAAAGAUGAAAUGAUGGGCUUGAUCAACAAGAUACCCUUACCUCUGCCAGCCAUUAUUGCCAUUGCCGUUGCCUCUGUACUAUUACUUUGCUGUAUAUGCAUUUGUAUAUGUAAGAAAUGCAUCUGCAAGAAAAAGAAGAAGGAUCAGAAGGGCAAGGGCAAAGGAGCUGUAGAUCUCAAAAAUGUACAGCUUCUUGGAAGUUCAUACAAGGAAAAGGUCCAGCCAGAUCUAGAGGAACUAGAGGUGAAUAUGGAGGACAACGAAGAUAGGAAAAGCGAAGAAGAAGAACCGGAAAAAUUAGGAAGACUUCAGUUCAAGUUGGAUUAUGACUUCACAAAAGGAGAGCUGUCAGUGACAGUUAUCCAAGGUGCGGAGUUGCCAGGUUUGGACAUGUCCGGGACAUCGGACCCUUAUGUCAAGGUUUUCUUACUGCCAGACAAGAAGAAGAAGUAUGAGACAAAAGUGCACCGUAAAACUCUGAACCCAGUAUUCAAUGAGACAUUCAUGUUCAAGGUGCCAUUUGCUGAUGUGGCCUGCAAGACCCUGGUGAUGGCUGUGUAUGACUUUGAUCGUUUCUCUAAGCAUGACCAAAUUGGCAAGGUGGAGGUACCCCUGAACUCUGUGGACUUAGGACAGGUGCUAGAGGAGUGGAGAGAUCUGCAGAGCCCAGACUCUGAUGAAAAGGAGAACAAACUUGGAGAUAUUUGUUUCUCCCUGCGUUAUGUUCCCACAGCUGGCAAAUUGACCGUGGUCAUCUUAGAGGCUAAGAAUCUCAAAAAGAUGGAUGUUGGUGGUCUAUCAGAUCCUUACGUGAAAAUAGCCCUCUAUCAAGGCACCAAACGCCUCAAGAAAAAGAAAACCACCAUAAAGAAGCAUACCUUGAAUCCCUACUACAACGAAUCCUUUACAUUUGAAGUUCCAUUUGAGCAGAUCCAGAAAGUGACCUUGAUCAUCACAGUGGUCGACUACGAUAGGAUUGGAACAUCAGAACCCAUUGGACGAACAGUCCUUGGCUGCACUGCCACUGGGGCAGAACUGCGCCAUUGGAGCGACAUGUUGGCCAACCCCAGGCGACCCAUUGCACAGUGGCACACUCUGAUGGAGAUGCCAGAAAAGAGUUAAAUGGCGUGGCACUAAGCUUCUGAAACCAGAUUCUUGAGACUUUAAACAGCUGCAUGAACAAAAAAAUAUAUAAGUGAAUUAGAUAUCAUAUGUAGCUAUGUAUAUUCAUAUAUAAACACAUACCUCUGGCAGGGCUAAUGUAGAUGCCAUGUACACAAUUCAUCAUAAGGCAAAAUGUGGGUUCGUCACAUAAGUAGCAUGAUGCAUUGUUGUAGUACAUGAUAAUUUUGAAAUAUAGAAACCCAAGAUGUCAUUACCAAAGGUUAGAUAAUGUAUGGAGAGCGAUCCAUUAGACAUUGUGAUGCACACACUUGGACAAUUGGUAUAUAUACAUCUACAAAAUAUAAUUGAUAUAGCGGCUGUGAAUGUUGUAUUGUUCAUAUACGCCUACAUAACAUGGAAUAUCAUGUACAUUGAACUUGCAUGUACAGAGUUCAGUGUACAAGCAGGUGAUUAAGGCAUCACACACAGUUGACUAUUGGAUCUGAUAAAAUUGUCAUCAACCCAAGAGCUGUGGGCAGAGCAUGGUUACCAUGGUGAUUCAUUGCUGCUAUAGAUUUUAGUAAUACGUACAGAUUGAAUUAUCCAACCUGGAGUUUGAGAAUCUAGUGGUGACCAGCAUCUAUAGCUAGCAUAUUUCUGUCAUUCCCAAUAGCAUUAAAUUGCUGAGAAGAGAGGAGUUCUCAGUGGGCUCUGAAACAUGGGGUGUAUAUAUCCAGUGUCUUUGUGGUAAUCUGAGGUUCCUUUUGUCUGUCCCAACCUUUUUGAAUGGGUAAAUGUUUAUCAUGGUCAUAUCAGUGUUUAAUACUAUCCCAGGUGAGGGGGGGGUUGAAAGGUUUGAUCUGAAGUCCAAAACUGCUGGGGAUGUCUUUAGGUAUGAAUGGCAAUUAAAAUAGGCUUGACAGUUCAAGUAUCUACUUAAUUUAUUUCUUUCAUUAAAAGCAUAUACAUGGUAUUGGAAAUAAAAGUGAUUGCCUCUUAUUGUGUAUCUAUAUCCUGAUGUUAUGGGCAGUGGCAAAUUCAGCUUAUAUUAUUGAAUGUAUGGUUGUUUGCACUUAAUAUGUACAUUCCUUUAGCUCAGUAAAAAGGUUGGUACAUUCCUUCAGUUAACAAACUGCUUUCAAUAUAGACAGCAGAUUUUACAUUUAGAAGCUUGAGGUUGUGAUGUUAUAGUUGUUAUGCCAGAAUGAAAUGUUAGGGUAGCAUUGGUUGCCAGUCAUUUGUCUUAAUUAUUCUGUAAUUAUACAUUAUGGAAUUUGUAUAAUUAACUGUUUUAACCUGUUGUUUGUAUUUAUUGACAAUACCCAGACGUGCAAUUUCAUGUUAUGUUCAAUCUUCAAUAUUACAAAAACACGUGAUAAACCACAUUUAAUCUUAUGAGAAAAAAAUUUAAAAAAAAAAGUGUUUUGAUUUGAUCCCUUAAGUGAUGUUUAUUGUAUGGUAUUGGCAUAAUUUCUGCUUUAGUGUCUUUGGCAUCUUUCUGUCUUCAUAUUUUCAUCAUUAUUAAAAGUUGUGUAAAGCAUACAUGAAGUAGAAAAAGAGAAGAUUCCCUGCAGCAACUAAUGUUCUCUCUGUGAAAUCAUUAAAAUUUGAACACAAAAUUGAUCUACAUGUAUAAGCACACUGUAGACGUGUAGACUUCAUAUGUGAGCAGUUCAAGGCUGAUGUGUGUAUCCUUGAAACCCUGAGGAAUAAUAACUGUAUAGCACCAAUGUGUUGCAAAAGUAAAAGUACAGUGACUUAAAAAUUAGACAAAAAGGGUUUUAAAGAAAAGUAAUCAAAUCUUAUCUCUCCCUGAAAUUUUCAUGGUUUGAUCCACACAAUUCAGGUCUUUGGUGUUUGACAUUGCAUUUAUUUUCAUAUUUAAGCAAAUGUUGAUGCUAUGUUAUUUAUGAAGUUUGGGGAUUGUGCAUUUAUUUCAUUCUGGUUAAGUAAUCAGUAUAUGGUGGCAGUGUCAAAUCAAACAUUUAUAAGUAGAAUUUAGGGUCAUUUUUGUGUGUGUGCAUUUAAUUUUAAUGUAAGUAAUCCUCAUUGUCUUGUAAAUAGAAGAAAAGUAACAUAUACCACAUCAGGAUAAUUUUAUUUUUGAAAUUUUUGUUUUGUUUUGAGAGUGUGCUGUUUUCAGCCACAAUUGUUGGAGGCCCAAAACAAAAGUGGUAAGACUCUGUAAUAAAAGUCAGAUUUAAAAGUGUGCAAGAUAGAGUAUUGACACUUUUGCUUUGUUUGUCCUCUGGUAAGGAUCUACAGUGCAUACCAUAGGAUAUGAUUGUCAAAUGGUAAACUUCCAUUCAUUGGCAUGGUUUAUAAUCCUAACAUGCAGACAAUACAAGUUUAAUGAAGAGGGUUUUCCCCCUCCCUCCUGUGAAGUAUUUGUGAGCAGUGCUACUAGUUUUACUAUUAUGGUAUGCUCUGUAGAGAGGUACAGAUGUCAUCUUCAUACAGUUAAGACAGCUACCACUCUGUGAUGUUCUCAGAUUUUUUUCGUAGAUAACAUGAGAGAUAACUGUACUAAAUGCCUCCUGUACUACUGACUUUGCACCAAAGUGUUUUCCAUUCAAAUUGGCUUUGGGAGUGCUUCUAUUUGCACAUUUAAUAAGUCUUAUUCCUGCAAGACAUCCUCACUUGAUUGCGAUAAACAGAUAACUUCUUGGAAUUCAUCUUAUUUCUCAGAAUUGAUUUUACCUUACUGGACCUUUAAUAUUGCUCUUUCACGCGUUGUAUCAUGAGGGCAUUAAUUGCACAUGAAACAGUAAAGUCUACUCUAAAGGGCAUGUUUUAAUUUGACUGUAUGUUGAUGUCAUCAGCAAUAAAGUAUAUUGUCUCCUUUGUUUA